AUGGAUGAUAACGAGGAUGACGGGUAUGAAUGUAUCUCUUACUCGGCGUCAUCCCAGUCGUGUACAACCUGGGCACUCCAUCGGGCUAUCUUGAUCGAGCCCCGUGAAACACCGACAACGGAGCAGGCAAAUACCUUCAUCGACACACUCUACGAAUCCGGUGUACCGUUCUUCACCAAGCAUGCAAUCAGAGAGCUCUCGGAUCAGAUUCAGACUCAAACCACUGCGGGGAGUAAGAUAAUAAUCAAGGACCUCACCGGCGCUUCGCUCGAAUGGAAAGUGAAAGUCGGACAGCCUCCCUGGCUCGGAGCCGGCGGGAAUGAAUUUAUUUACAAAGAAGUUGGGAUAAAUUACAGAGCCAAAGUACACCUCAAAAGUGACUUGGACCGGGAGGAAGUCGAUGAUUCAGUUUACGUCCCCAUGGGCUUGAUGCACCGGGUGUUUCAGGUCGACAGCAGCAGUGAGAACAAGAAAAUCAUAUAUGACACGACUAUUGAAGAACACGAAGUUGUCGACCAGGAUUUCCGAAAGAAGCGGUUGGCCUGGGAAGAGAGCGAGACAUGCAAGAAUUUCAAAUCAACUUUGUCUUCAUUUGCCAGCGGCCACGAUAUUAACAAGAUCAUCGGUCUCGCCUGUGGUAGCCUAGCCAUGCCAAACAACGACGGUGCUGCGUCCCAGACUGCGUUGCUGGUCACCCUUAGGAGCUGGCUGAAAGAGAGAGACCAGGACAAAAACGUAUCCUGUUACAUCCAGGACCCGAUGAACACCCCUGUCGAUAAAGAGGUUCUUGCCGAUGUCGGAUUCGAGAUGGUUGAUGAUCCACGCGGCUGGCUUGAGGUCGAUGAGUGUUCAGUUGUGCUCUCGGUGGCACCCAAUGUGCCCGUCAAGGAAAUUAUCGCGGAUAUCGCUAGACCUGCCAUUUUGAUAUGGUAUCGCGUUGGGGACGACGAAGAAGAGAUGACCGACCCUAACUCGGCCCGGGUUAGGGCAAUGAUGGAAGGUUAUGAUUUACAUGAGCUUGGACCUGACGAGACAUGGUCGGAUGUGGUGAUGUAUAUCCGGAAGUCUGAGGUUGCCCCAAUUCCAAGUCAAGAUGGCACAUUCUAG
Molecule: messenger RNA, 1107 nt
Organism: Penicillium verrucosum
Lineage: Eukaryota; Fungi; Ascomycota; Eurotiomycetes; Eurotiales; Aspergillaceae
Product: SRR1 family protein
Exons: 3
Coding region: 1-1107 (368 amino acids)
Source: RefSeq, a predicted model, not a curated record